CCACGUGUCUUUCCCUUUCCUAGCCCAGGUACUUUUAACAUUGCCACUCAACACCUCUCUCGAAAUUCUCCAGAUAAUAAUCAUAUUCAAGAAUUCAUAUGGGCCGGUAAAUAUAUAUCUUGUAUUUACUUGCCAACAUCCCUAAAAGCCAGAGGAAGCGGUAGAGGCUGGAGGGGACUGAAGUGAGAUAAAGAAGAGGAGAAGGAUGGUGGGUAAGGCGAAGAAGGAUCAAAUACCAAGAGGGUGCUUGGCAGUGAAAGUAGGGCAGACACCACAGGAACAAGAGAGAUUUGUGGUGCCAGUGGUGUACUUCAACCACCCUUUGUUCAUGCAGCUGUUAAAGGAGGCUGAAAAAGAAUAUGGAUUUCAUCACAAGGGUCCGAUCACCAUUCCUUGUAAAAUUCAACAGUUUCGAAACGUUAAGGGGAUUAUCGACCGCGAGCUCCACCACCACCACAGCCAUGUGGUCGGCUGUUUUAGGGUGGGAAAGAUGUAGUUACAUUAGAUUUUAGGACUAAUUCCUCAUGUCUUUUAGGUUUUUGCUUUUAAGUUUUGAUGAGAAUCGGUUGAGGUAUUGAAUGUUUCUUCUCGAUGAUGAUGAAAAAUGUAGGAUGUGAUGAAAUAUCUGGUUGGAAUCUGGAAUUAAUGACAAAGGAUCACAUUUUAUGAGGUGCA
Messenger RNA from Daucus carota subsp. sativus, 675 nucleotides. Its product is annotated as auxin-responsive protein SAUR32. Gene Ontology annotation, biological process: response to auxin. The transcript is spliced from 2 exons. Bases 206 to 496 code for a protein of 96 amino acids. The record is from RefSeq and is a predicted model, not a curated record. Lineage: Eukaryota; Viridiplantae; Streptophyta; Magnoliopsida; Apiales; Apiaceae.